Messenger RNA from Physeter macrocephalus (sperm whale), 3460 nucleotides. It is a transcript of the gene OTULIN, whose product is annotated as OTU deubiquitinase with linear linkage specificity. The record is from RefSeq and is a predicted model, not a curated record. Gene Ontology annotation, molecular function: cysteine-type deubiquitinase activity. The transcript is spliced from 7 exons. Lineage: Eukaryota; Metazoa; Chordata; Mammalia; Artiodactyla; Physeteridae. Gene Ontology annotation, biological process: negative regulation of inflammatory response; protein linear deubiquitination; innate immune response. Gene Ontology annotation, cellular component: cytoplasm. Bases 116 to 979 code for a protein of 287 amino acids.
AGCCGGCGGGCAGCAGAGCUGCAGCGGCUGCCACGGCCGGGCGCCCCGACGGGAGGGGCUCCGGAUCGCUGGGAGGCGGCCGAACCCCUGUGGCGCCGCCGCCGGCGGAGGCCCCAUGAGUCGGGGGACGAUGCUUCAGCCUGGAGCGUGGCCGGGGGAGAGCUGUGCCGAGAAGCCGGCGCGGGAGGCGGGGGCCGCGGCGCUGGAGGGCGAGAAAGCGGUGGCCGGGGGGCAGCCGCGAGCCGCGGUGCGGUGCCCGGCCGAGCACGAGGAGGACAUGUAUCGUGCGGCGGAUGAAAUAGAAAAGGAGAAAGAAUUACUUAUACAUGAAAGAGGGUCAUCAGAACCCAGAUUAAGUGUAGCUCCUGAAAUGGAUAUCAUGGACUAUUGCAAAAAAGAAUGGAGGGGAAAUACGCAAAAAGCAACAUGCAUGAAAAAGGGCUACGAGGAGGUGUCUCAGAAAUUCACCUCCAUCAGGCGAGUCCGUGGAGAUAAUUACUGUGCGCUGAGGGCCACGCUCUUCCAGGCCAUGAGCCAGCCGGCCGCGCUGCCCUCCUGGCUGCAGGACCCGGAGCUCACGCUGUUACCAGAAAAACUCAUAAGCAAAUACAGCUGGAUCAAUCAGUGGAAGCCUGGACUGAAGUUUGAGGGGAAGAGCGAGGACCUGGUUGAUAAAAUUAAGGAGUCCCUCACUUUACUGAGGAAGAAGUGGACAGGCUUGGCUGAACUGAGAACUGCUGAAGCGAGGCAGAUAGCUUGUGAUGAACUGUUCACGAAUGAAGAAGAGGAGUACAGCCUCUAUGAAGCUGUAAAAUUUCUCAUGCUAAGCAGAGCCAUCGAACUAUAUGAUGAUAAAGAGAAGGGAAGGGAAGUGCCGUUCUUCUCUGUGCUUCUGUUUGCUCGGGACACGUCAGGUGACCCCGGACAGCUGCUGAGGAACCAUCUGAACCAGCGCUCACUGAAGCUUGUGGGUAACUGACAUUUCUGAAUUAACAAGACGACCAAAGGCUGGAACGAACACUGUCAGCACCGGGGACUGGAGGCUUUAAACAGGAAGGGGUGAUGGGACACCCAAAGAACUUUCCCAAGUUCUCAGGGAGAAAAACGCGCAAUAUGUGUCUCGUGUGUGGGUGAGGUCUGUCUAGAGAAGGUAUGUAUAAAUCUAUCAAGAAGCUGAAUUUAUUUGAAACACCCAAAGAAAAGAAAUCCCACAGAAAUUUGGAAGGGUAUUAUAGAUAUCACUAGAAAAAUUCAUAAAAUUAUUCACUGGCAUCAAAAAUACCAGUAGCCAUUUAUUUACAGAUACAGCCAUCCUUUCCUUACACGGCAUCCCGCCUGUCUGGGGACAAGGAGGAGAGGGCUGGCAUUCUUUGCUUCCAGCGUGCCAGGCGCUGUGUGCUGAGCUGUUACCCCUUUGCAAAGUCUUAUAAGGUGGGUAUUCUUCUCAUGCCACAUGGCAGCUGGGGAAGCCCAGGCUUAUAGUUUCCAGAGACCACCCAGCUGGUGAGUGGUAGGGUCAGGGUUUGAACCCAGGCCCUGGGGCCUCCGGGCCCACAUCCAUGAACACUGUGUGAUGUGGUCCUGAAUUCAAGCCUAAGCUACUCCCUCUCCUUUGGUUCUCUGACCCUUCCCAACCCACCCCUUUUAUUUAUUUAUUUUUUAUUUAUUUAUUUUUUUUUGUGGUACGCGGGCCUCCCUCUGUUGCGGCCUCUCCCGCUGCGGAGCACAGGCUCCGGACGCGCAGGCUCAAGGGCCCAGCCGCUCCGCGGCACGCGGGAUCCUCCCGGACCGGGGCGCGAACCCGGUUCCCCUGCAUCGGCAGGCGGACGCGCAACCACUGCGCCACCAGGGAAGCCCCAACCCACCCCUUUUAAAUCAAAAUCCGCAAAGAGGGCAGUCAAGUGUCACUGAGAGCCCAGGGCCCUUGGCACCAUGCCCAGCCCUGCAUCUGAAUCCAUCUCCGGUUCACAGGGGCCGGCUCUCAAAACCUCCUUGUUUUUGUUUGUUUGGGUAAAGGGCCGAUUCACUCCUCGAGCCACACUGGUUAAGAGCCGUCUCUGAGGGAGGAUUAGAGGCAGGCCUUUGAAAACUGUCUGGUACCUGCUUAAUGAGGAGGAGGUCUCCCAGGCACUAUUAUUUGCCACACGUGCUGUCAGUGUCGCGUGGUGGUCCUUUGAGGCUGUGGCCCUGGGCUCAGCAGGUUCAAAAAGACUCCGGAAAUAAUCUCACGGCACAACUCAAUCGUGUUUCCUUCACUGCCUGAACAAGUGGGCACGCCCACCCAGAGCUGGAAAUGCAGUAAAGUAUUUUAAGAUAAAAUAAAGAACAUUUUCAGUAAAGGCCACGUAUCAGUUAGCUAAGACUGACUUUACUUCCCCGUUCACUCUCUUAGUCUGCCUGCAGGUACAGAAGACACCUAAGUGCUGGGAGAAGUAAAGCAGGUAUUAAAUUCUCCACUUGCAAACAUGAAAAUAAAUAAAUAAAUAAAUAGAUAGAUAAAUUCUCCACUUGCUGUUUCCGUAAGACAUCUCUGCUCUUGUAUUUCCAGGCUCUCCAGGUGAGAAUCUGAACAUAGGGUUUGCUUAGAAAUACUGUUCACGCAGGUCAGCACUAUCCCCAGAUUUAUGGGCUUAAUUGUGUCUUUGCUGAUGGGGCUUUUAGGGGGUGAGGGUAGAGGGUGGUUGGUUUCACAGCAUCCAAUAGAAGUACCAGUGUUUGAUUUAUGUUACCUUAAUGUUUUGGGGAAAUACCUCUGUGUAACCAGAAUAAUCCUUGAUUGUUUUCUCUUGUUUCUGGGUCCAAUGUUCUCUGGCUUCACUAAACACAAAAUGAUCAUGUAGCGCACCUAACGGCGUUUUAUGUCCUCACGUGCUGAUUUCACUAUGUCUAUUCGGUGUUUCCUGAGAUAAUUUACAAAAAAAGUUUUAAGAUAUUUUACAUGGGCUUUGCUGACUCCUUACAUGUCUUAGCAGCAUAAAUCAACAGGAUAUUAAAGUUCACCAGGAAGCUGCUUGUGUUCAGAGCCCAAAGCACCUGGGAGCGAGAGCAGACGCUGAAAUCAGAAAACCGAGCGGCCACGAAUAUCACAGCCUCGUUUUGUCCAUACGUCUCAUCGUGAUUAUUCUUGGGAGGGUCUGGACCACACAUCUGACCAUUACAUACUGUAAUGUACCCACCGGAUAAGAAGAAAAAGGCUCCCCUACUGCUUCUGUCUUUAAGCUGAGAUGAAUAAAAGUGAUUUUUUAAAAAGCCACAGAGAGUCAUAAAAUACAGUUCCUGGAAGUCUAUGAAUUGAUCCCCACUGGGUUAUCUUGAAUAUUGUGUGGGACGAUUCCUGACUGCCUUCUCCCUCUGAUAAAUCUGCUUUUGCACCAGAAAACCCUCGGAGUGGAGCCUGUGAACCACAUCCUCGAUGUGAGGCUGGGGUCCGGCAGGCAGCACGGGGAAUGUGUAGGAUCCA